Drechmeria coniospora is the source of this 2064-nucleotide messenger RNA. RefSeq names its product RNA polymerase I specific transcription initiation factor RRN3 superfamily. Gene Ontology annotation, biological process: transcription initiation at RNA polymerase I promoter. Gene Ontology annotation, cellular component: nucleus. Bases 1 to 2064 code for a protein of 687 amino acids. Gene Ontology annotation, molecular function: RNA polymerase I core binding; RNA polymerase I general transcription initiation factor activity. NCBI's taxonomy places the organism in Eukaryota, Fungi, Ascomycota, Sordariomycetes, Hypocreales, Ophiocordycipitaceae. The record is from RefSeq and is a predicted model, not a curated record. The transcript has a single exon.
AUGCGCCCCUUCACACCAGCGGCCAGGUCCCUCUCUGGUCCCGUCGCCUCAAGUGCGACUCCCGUCAAGUCGAUUCUCAAGCCCGUCUCGUUGCUGAGCAAGAAGCGGUCGCUGUCUGACGAUGUCGCCGACCCGUCCGACCCUUCCGAAAGUCCAACAAAGCGCCGGAAAGUCUUGUUCGACGAGAUCAAAAAUGUGACGUACGAGGUCGGUCGAAGGACCAUGGACGACGUCAAGCGCGAAGUGAGAGUGGCCCUGGAGGAGCACCUGCGUGGGAACGACGGCCAGUACGACAUGCUCAAGGAUCUGUUCGCCAACGACAAGCAGAGGUAUCUGCCCCCCGUCAUUGGCGAGGAGGACGACACGUUGAAGCCGCACGAGCUGCAGGUCUACGUCAUGGCUCUUACGAGCUGCAUCCCCAUCCUCAAGGGCAAGGAGUGCAACGGUUUGGUCAGGACCAUUCUUGGGUGCACCUGGCUCGGCCGGGACGAGGCCUUCGUCAAAGUCUUCACCCACUUCCUUGCUGCCUUGGUGAGCGCCCAGGGAUCUUAUCUGGUGCCUGUCCUGUUGAAGUUGGUCGACAAGUUUCGCGACACCAACCCCUCCGUCUGGACCGUUCCCGACUUUCCCGACGUGAGCCGCGAUGAGAUGCGUCAGCGGUUGCACUCGGCAAUUCAAUAUCUAUUGCAAAUCUUUCCUUCUGCCGUCGCCGUUUUGGAGAAUAUCCUCGGCACCAAAUUCCCCUUCCCAGACGAGUCCAUGCGGAUACACAUGGCCUACAUUCACAACCUGCUGCGCGUCAAGGAUUACGUGCCGGACUUGCGAGAUGAGAUAUUGGACCUCAUACUGAACCGCGUCGUCAAGAUCGAUUCCCAGAUGCAGUUGGACCUGGAAGACCUUGACGACGACGUCACCGCCGCCGUCAUGUACGCGCUUCGGGAGAACCAACGACAGGCCUCCGAUUGGGAGGAAUGCAACUCUGACGACGACGACGACGGGGAUUCUGUCGACAGCGACGACCUAGACUACGACCAGGAGGCGAUGAGGAUAAAGACGGUCAAGGAGAGUGUCGAGAAGAUGGACGCCGUGCUCGAUACCCUCUUCACCUUCUACACGCCGCACUUCAUGAACCCCGGAUCCGACAAGGCCUUUGACAUGUUCACCACCAUCUUGCGCGAGUUCGACCACAUGGUCCUGCCGACCUACAAGUCAAGACACACCCAGUUUCUCGUCUUCCAUUUCGCCCAGCAGCAUGAGCGCCUCACCGACGCUUUCUGCGGCCAGCUGAUGGCAACGGCGUUUCAGGGGAACACGCCCAAUGUAUUGAAGCAGGCUGCGGCAUCCUAUCUCGCUAGCUUCGUCGCGAGGGGCGCCCACGUGCCGAAGCAUUUGGUACGAACCAUGUUCAUGCUCCUCAUUCACCACCUGGAACAGUAUCGACGGAGGUACGAGCCGCUCUGCCGCGGCCCAGACCUGAGGAGGUUCCACCCGUACUAUUCCCUUGUUCAGGCGACACUCUACAUAUUCUGCUUUCGAUGGCAGGACCUGGUCGUAUCGGCCCCCGAUAUGGUCGAGCCCGACGACCCGGCCUCGUACAUUGGCCAAGAUCUGGAGUGGGUCGGCACUUCGAAACAGGACCUCUCGGUACAAAUAUUUGGGAAGCUGAAUCCCCUCAAGGUCUGCGCCCCGGUCAUCGUGGAGGAGUUUGCGAGACUCGCACACCGCCUCAACUUCAUGUACAUCUAUCCACUGGUGGAGAGCAACAAGCGUGUCCGGCUGACCCAGUUCCUCUCCUCGACCUACGCCACCGGCGGCGCGCUUCGAGAUACGGGGAGCGAUGCCCAAGCCGAAAGCUUUCACCAGCUCGAUCCCUACUUCCCCUUUGACCCGUACCAGCUGCCGAUCAGCAAACGGUGGCUGGUGGAAGACUAUGUUCACUGGAAGUCAGUCCCGGGACUGAAUGCCGACGACGACGACGAUAGCGACGACGUGGGCGAUUCGGAAGACGAUGAUAGAGUCGAGGAGCAUACCGCCACAGACAGCGAGAACGAUGAUCUAGAGUAA